AUGAGCAAAUUCCCAUUAAUCAACCUAGAUGUGAGUUGUAACUAUCAACCUGACGGAUUUAUGUCCUUUAAAGGAAAUAAUGUUAGUUCUCCUAACUAUGGGCCGAAUUCUGUUGUUUUUCCUGUCCAAAAUAAUCUAGCUAGUACAACGUACGCUGCUGCACAGAUCGACGGACUGAUUGGACACUUUACUUAUCAAAUAUCAGAGGGUGACUUUUUUAACGCUGGUAAUCAAUUGUGCCUCAUGAACGAGGAGAAUAAGAAAGCUUUAUGUAGAAACAUUGCCGAAGAGUUGCUUAUAGUUAGAAAGGAAAUUCUUCAUUUUGAACGGGCUGAUCCUAACCAUCGUCGUCGUGUAGAGAAAUAUGAAGAAACUAGGCAGUAA
Mycotypha africana is the source of this 384-nucleotide messenger RNA. RefSeq lists its product as uncharacterized. The transcript has a single exon. Gene Ontology annotation, molecular function: heme binding. The coding region runs from base 1 to 384 and encodes 127 amino acids. The record is from RefSeq and is a predicted model, not a curated record. Lineage: Eukaryota; Fungi; Mucoromycota; Mucoromycetes; Mucorales; Mycotyphaceae.